Oryza brachyantha (malo sina) is the source of this 1050-nucleotide messenger RNA. Its product is annotated as probable pectinesterase 66. Gene Ontology annotation, biological process: cell wall modification. Lineage: Eukaryota; Viridiplantae; Streptophyta; Magnoliopsida; Poales; Poaceae. The transcript has 4 exons. The record is from RefSeq and is a predicted model, not a curated record. Gene Ontology annotation, molecular function: pectinesterase activity. The coding region runs from base 1 to 1050 and encodes 349 amino acids.
AUGCAGCCAUCUCGCCGUCACCUCCUCCUCCUCCUGCUGCUGCUGCUGCUGCUCGGGGUAGCGUCGUUCAUCACGACGAGCUCCGCCUCGUCGCCGGUGUCCAGGACGUUCACCGUGGAUCAGCGAGGCGGCGGCGACUUCAGGUCCGUGCAGUCGGCGGUGAACUUCGUGCCGGAUGGCAACCGCGAGUGGAUCAGGAUUCAUGUGAAGGCAGGAAGCUACAAGGAGAAGGUUACCAUCCCAAGUGAGAAACCAUACAUACUGCUGGAGGGAGAUGGCUCCCGGAACACGGACAUCACCUUUGAUGCUCACGCCCACACCGGCAUUGACGAGCUGGUGACCGGCGGCGGCUCCGGCAACGUCAGCAACUCGCCGACGUUCUACAGCGCCACCUUCAUCGUCCUCGCCGACAACUUCGUCGCUCGGAACAUCGCCUUCAAGAACACGUACAACGCGCGCGACAAAAGCAAGCCGGACCAGGCGGUGGCGGCGCUCGUCGGCGGCGACCGGAGCGCCUUCUACGACUGCGCCUUCCACGGCUUCCAGGACACGCUCUGCGACUUCGUCGGCCGCCACUACUUCCGCCGCUGCCUCAUCAGCGGGGGCGUCGACUUCGUCUUCGGCUACGGCCAGUCCAUCUACGACGGCUGCACGCUGGAGUCCAACAUGCCGCCGUCGAUGCGGCGGCAGCCCGGCUGGGUGACGGCGCACGCCCGGCUCGCCGCCGGCAGCCCCGGCGGGUUCGUGUUCAAGGGCGGCUCGCUGCGCGGCUCCGGGCGACAGUACCUCGGCCGCGCGUGGAACCCGUUCGCCACCGUCGUCUUCUACCGGAUGUCCAUGGCCGACAUCGUCGUGCCCCAGGGGUGGCAGGCAUGGCACUCCCCCGACGUGUCGAGCAUCACAUUUGCGGAGGUCGAGUGUGAAGGGCGAGGAGCUAACAAGACUGGGAGAGUGGCGUGGGAGAAGCAGCUGGACGAGGAGCAGGUGCACAAGUUCGUGGACAUCACGUUCAUUGACGACGGCUGGCUAUCCAAGCAACCGUCGCUUUAG